Messenger RNA from Brassica rapa (field mustard), 1900 nucleotides. Its product is annotated as histone-lysine N-methyltransferase ASHH1. The record is from RefSeq and is a predicted model, not a curated record. Gene Ontology annotation, molecular function: histone methyltransferase activity; protein binding. NCBI's taxonomy places the organism in Eukaryota, Viridiplantae, Streptophyta, Magnoliopsida, Brassicales, Brassicaceae. Gene Ontology annotation, cellular component: nucleus.
AUUUUUAGUCCUUUGUAAUAUUAUAAUUAAUCAAACAUUAUAAAAUAAAAGACAUUUUUUGAGAUUUGCACAAACACUAAAGUAUAUCAAUCUAUAUAAAUUAAAAAUGAUUUAUUUUAUAAGUGAAAAAGAUAUGUGAGUCGUAUAAUUUCCCCAUUUUUGAUUAUUAUAGAAGUAUUAAAAAUGGAAAUGAAGUUUUUCUUCAACACACCUCUUACUAACUUUUUCACGCCGUGUGAAAUAAAAAAAAACUGAACAAAAAGUUUAACGCCGUCUUCUUCCUCGGUCGCUCGCCGUCUUCUCGAUUCUACACGCAAGCCUCUUCCUUUUGCCAGAGAUCGAUAAACCCUAAUUAGUCAGUGGCACGAUUCGCACACUCUCUCUCCUUAACCGGCUCUGAAUUGGAGAGAACCGGUUCUUCAAUCUGGAAAAAGAAUGCAAUUUUCUUGUGAUCCUGAUCAAGAGGGAGACGAGGUGCCACAGUAUGAACACAUCUAUCAAAAUGACUUCUCUUAUCGAAAGCACAAGAAACAGAAGGAAGAAGAUAUCUCUAUCUGUGAAUGCAAGUUUGAUUUUGGAGACCCUGACAGUGCUUGUGGUGAGAGAUGCCUCAAUGUGAUUACCAAUACCGAGUGUACACCUGGUUACUGCCCUUGUGGUGUCUAUUGCAAGAAUCAGAAGUUUCAGAAAUGUGAAUACGCAAAGACGAAGUUGAUUAAGUCUGAAGGUCGUGGUUAUGGACUAGUGGCUGUUGAAGACAUAAAGGAAGGACAGUUCAUUAUUGAGUACUGUGGAGAAGUGAUCUCAUGGAAAGAAGCAAAGCGUAGAGCUCAAACUUACGAAACUCAUGGUGUAAAGGAUGCUUACAUAAUAUCUCUCAAUGCGUCUGAGGCUAUUGACGCUACUAAGAAAGGAAGCCUUGCUAGGUUUAUAAAUCAUUCAUGUAAACCAAACUGUGAGACGAGGAAGUGGAAUGUUUUGGGAGAAGUCAGAGUUGGGAUCUUUGCCAAAGAGAGCAUAUCUCCAAGGACUGAGUUGGCUUAUGACUAUAACUUUGAGUGGUACGGUGGAACCAAAGUCCGUUGUCUCUGCGGUGCAGUGUCUUGCUCUGGCUUUCUUGGAGCCAAGUCUCGUGGCUUUCAGGAGGAUACAUAUGUAUGGGAGGACGGUGAUGAUCGGUACUCAGUUGAUAAGAUUCCAGUCUAUGAUUCUGCAGAAGACGAGCUUACAUCUGAGCCUACUUCUAAGAAUGUUGAGUCCAACACAAAUGAAGAGAAAGAUAUUGUGAAAGAGGAGUCUACUGGUAUGAUUGUUGAGCAAUCAGAUUCAGCUCCUAUGGAGGUAGAUGCUGUCACAGAAACUGUUAAAACCGAAGCAGCUGAAGAAGAUUCAUCACAGAAGACAGCAGUUAUAUCUAAGUCUCUUCCGAGGAAAAGAGGAAGGCCGAUUACAAAGAAUGUGGUGAAGAAGCACGUUGACAUAGCAAACGUGGUUCAGCUACUAGCAACCAAAGAAGCUCAAGAUGAAGUUCUCAAAUGCGAGGAGGUGAAGAAGGAAGCAGGGGUACGUCUCACGUCCUUGUACGAUGAGAUAAGACCAGCGAUUGAAGAGCACGAGAGAGAUAGCCAAGACAGUGUAGCGACAAGCGUGGCGGAGAAGUGGAUACAAGCAAGCUGUUAUAAGCUCAAGGCGGAGUUUGAUCUUUACUCUUGUGCAGGGCCGUCCCUGUCAUAAGGCCAGUGAGACAAGAGUUUUAGGCCACAAAUUUUCUAACAAUUUUAGAGGCCACAUUUUUUGAAAAAUAAUUUUUUUUUUUUGGUAGGAUUUUGAAAAAUAAUUAUGGUCAAGUGGUUAAAAACAUUAUUUUCACUUUUUGUUUGAGUUGAAAUUUGAACAUCUA